Messenger RNA from Megachile rotundata (alfalfa leafcutting bee), 9359 nucleotides. RefSeq names its product Rab3 GDP-GTP exchange factor (gene Rab3-GEF). Gene Ontology annotation, cellular component: cytosol. The record is from RefSeq and is a predicted model, not a curated record. NCBI's taxonomy places the organism in Eukaryota, Metazoa, Arthropoda, Insecta, Hymenoptera, Megachilidae. Gene Ontology annotation, biological process: regulation of apoptotic process; regulation of Rab protein signal transduction. Gene Ontology annotation, molecular function: guanyl-nucleotide exchange factor activity.
GUGACAGAGCUGUAAAUUACAGCUAUGGAUAUACAAAAGAAGCAGCUGUGCCCCCGCUUGGUGGAUUAUCUCGCCAUCGUGGGGGCCAGAUUGCCCCCAGUCUCUCGCCAGCCUGUGCAGGCUCCAGAAUUAUUGAGAAGAUAUCCGGUGGAAGAUCACAAAGAUUUUCGACUACCAUUGGAUAUGGUUUAUUUCUGCCAGCCCGAGGGCUGCACCAGUGUCGGCCCUAAACGCACAGCCUUACGAGAGGCCACUUCCUUCACCUUCACUCUUACUGAUAAAGAUUCUGGCAAAACACGUUAUGGUAUCUGCGUGAAUUUCUAUCGACCAGUAGAAAGGAUUGGAGCUGCAGUUGGAAGUGGAGUGUCCGUGAAAAGGGACAAGUACAAUACAACGUUUCGCAGAGAGAGCUGGAGGAAAAGUAUGGAGAAGAGCACGGACUCUGCAUUUUCUAGCGACUAUAGGAGCAGUGCAGUAGGACCUAGCGACUCUGAGAAAGAUUGUCCGAGCAGCAGAAGGGACUCUGACACGUCUCAUGCAAUUAGCGCACCAAGAUUAGGUAUCACUGCACCGAGCGGGGACAGCGAAAGCGGCGGCAGCCAUUCGCCGUCUCCGCGGGCUUCACGCAGACGACAGAGGAUACGAAAUCAUUCCCUAACGUCGCUAUGCAUCAUCUCACACCACCCCUUCUUUUCGAUGUUCCGGGAAUGUCUUUUCGUUUUGAAGAAGAUCAUCGACGCGUGCAACGAAAGUUAUUCGCCGCAAAAAGUGGGCGCUUCCAGGCAAACGAACAGAGACACGGUAUGGAGUGUCUUAACGGGACAAACGCUCGAAGGAACGCCGUCAAUAGUUCUUCACGAUGUAAGAGAAAUCGAGACCUGGAUAUUACGAUUGUUGAGCAGCCCGGUACCAGUUCCAACAAAGACACGCGUCGAGGUCGAAAUCGUGUCUCAAAGUAUGCAGCCACCACUCUGUUUUGCAUUCCCAGACCACACUAGAUUUUCUCUCGUUGAUUUCCCUCUGCAUCUACCCCUGGAACUUCUUGGCGUUGACAUAUGCUUGAAGGUCCUCACGUUGAUUCUCUUGGAGCACAAGAUCGUGUUGCAAUCCCGCGACUACAAUGCCCUGUCGAUGUCCGUAAUGGCGUUCGUUACAAUGAUCUAUCCUCUGGAGUAUAUGUUCCCCGCGAUACCGUUGUUACCCACGUGCAUGUGCUGCGCGGAACAAUUGUUGCUUGCACCUACACCAUUUGUUAUCGGAAUACCCGCUAGUUUUUUAUUGUACAAAACGAACUUCAAAAUGCCCGAUGACAUUUGGCUAGUGGAUCUAGACAGCAAUAAGAUAAACCCACCUACCGGUGCGGGUGAUCAAUUGCCUCCGUUGCCCGAGCCAGAAGGCACCAUACUAAAGAAUCACCUGAAACAGGCAAUGCAACUGAUGGACCAAGCCGGCUCUGGUGUAAAUAUUUCAAUGAUCACUUCUUUGCAUGUUGUUUCGUCGAUGAAGCACAGACCAAGCAUCGAUCACCAUGCGCAACCCCAUUCAACGAGUUCCUCGACCCCGAGUUCAGCCUCUGGACAACGUCGACAGUCCGUGUCUCAGUCGUCGGGUUCCUCGUCACCUCAAAAACCGACGUCCUCGCAAAGCAUGCCUCCUUUCAACCCUUUCAUCUAUGGAAACGAUGUAGACUCGGUGGACAUCGCCACCAGAGUAGCUAUGGUGCGUUUCUUUAAUUCGCAGAACCUGCUAGCGAAUUUUACCGAGCACACAAGGACUCUGAGGCUGUACCCAAGACCAGUGGUGGCCUUCCAAAUUAACUCGUUCCUCCGAUCGAGACCACGUGCCAGUCAUUUCUUAAACAAGUUUGCCAGAACACAGGCGGUGGAAUUUCUGGCGGAAUGGUCCUUGACACCUAGCAACGUGGCGUUCCUCAGGGUACAAACUGGAGUGUUUGAUCCUGCUCAAAUUGGAGACAAACCAAAGUGGUACGCUUCGAGCUUAGAACCUAUCUAUUUUCCUGUCUGGGAUUCCGGGAGUUCGUUGGCGAACGCGUUGAAGGCGAUGAAGGAACACGAGAGUCAGCCAACAGAUGAAAGUGGAUCGGAUUCUGAAGGUGCUGAGAGCACCAGCUCUUCGUAUUCUUCCUUGAGCGAUUUUGUCUCUGAAAUGGUGUCGUCGGACUUGUCACCCAGUUACAAUCAUACCGCACAAGUGGCUCAGCCUCGAAUGUCUCUGUCAGUGGAUCCAAAGAACGUCUAUAAUCCACCAAGUUCUUUGCAAUAUCCUGGAAUGGAAGAGGAAGCAACAACGAGGCCGGAAAGUCCACCGAGUACUUCCUCCAGUCACAGUGAUCUGAGCAGCCCUAGUAUGAACAGAGAUUCAGAAUUUGAAUUAAACCCACAAGCUCAAGAAGGUUCACAGUCGACCAAUGAUAAAGAGGAAGGUGGUAGCUUUGAGUCAGACUCUGCAUCAACAAUAACACCACGCACAAUCCUGAGCGCACAAAGUUCUAUAGGACAAUUUGGAGUUGGCACGGGAUUAAAAGCCACUCCAACAACGAUCAGCGACACUGAACGUCCUACCAGUUCCCACAGGACUUCACGUGUCAGUAGAUAUGUCGUUCCUAUCCAACCAAGCGGAGCAGUUCUUCAGCGUCAUCCAAGUGUUGGAAAUGUUCUGGCUAGAGCAUCAAGCUUCAGUACAGGUACAGGACCCCUUCUGCCAAGGCAAAUGAACAGCAACAACAGUGAGAAUGGGUCACCUACGGUUCCCCGACAAUUCUCAUUGGGUACUGUUGCUCAGAAACCAGUUACAGAAGGUCAAAAACAGGGCAGCCCUACCAUGACUGGAAAUGGUGUCCUACGGCAAGGAUCACAGGGAUCCUUGUUUGAACAAAUUGCAACUCAAGCCAAAGAUCUUGUUCGAGAAACAACCAGGCAGAGCAGUCAAGAUGGUCUCCUUGCCCAAAUGGAUAAGCUGAAACAUCAGGCAAAGGAGAAGAUUACAGAAGCUGGAGAAGAUAGUGGUCUGUUUGCACCGCUGGAACAAUUUACACAGCAGACAAAGAAGGCAGUAGGAGAGGCCACAAAAUCAGUACAAGAAGCAUCAAAGACUGCUUUGGAAGCGAGUAAAACUGCAGCUGGAGUUAGCAAAAAUACUUUUGAUGAUUUGACAUACGUUGGUAAAAGCACUUUUGGGGAUUUGACAAAAAGUGCCAAAGAAGUAGCUGCAAAGAAGGGUUUACUCAAGGGUCUUGGUGAUACGCAGCAGUCACCUCCACCAUCUCCUGGACUAGUGCAAAGAAGGGACUCGAUCAGUACCCAAUUGGUUGCAUCAGAUAAUCGCGGAGGGCGCAGGGAUAUCGGACGUGAUUUUUUCAGCAAUAUUAGUAGUGAUUUAAAUGGUAUCGCUGCUCAAACAAGCAGCAUGUUUAGUGAUCUAUUUGGGAGUAAAAAUAAUUCUAAUCGAAAUGCCGGUCUCCACCCUCAGUCGCAGAAAUCGGACAAAAAGACACCGAUGCUUGGACCAUUCCCUAAAAGUAAAACAGGAUUAGUUGAACGUUCGUCAUUGAUCAAACAUUCGACGAACAAAAACGCUCAAGAAGAGCUUCAAAGGAUGCAGAAUGCUGAGCGAUCCAAUGUAAAUAGCGACAAUCAAGCCUUCCUAACCGAUGUGGUAAAUCAAAUUUUGACCGGAGAAGGUGUUGGUUGGCUGAAGUUGAACAGAUUAAAGAAACUUAUGGAAGAUGAAAGUUAUCGAGACUUUGUUGUUUCGAAACUUAACAAAGGUUUGAACAAGAAAAUCAGCCCUGAUGAUCAUAUCGAUGAUGUGUGCAUUUCGAAACCUGUAUACAAGGGAAUGUUAAAGUGCCUUCAAGCAGUGGCUCAUGGUCUUGGACACACGUACAAUAACUUUGGACUUGGUGGAAUGGCGUCAGUUUUCCAAUUAAUGGAGAUCGCACAUACUCACUAUUGGAGCAAGGAUCUCUCUGAAGGAGGUUUUGAUAGUUCGUUAAUGUCUCAAACAUCUAGUCCAUUUGGCAGCAGAGAAAACUUGAAGUCACCACAGUCACCAUCUCAACCUGAAUUCGCUGAAACCCAAAAAUCAGGUAGAUAAUUGAAAUAUACAAUCGUUAGAAAACAAGUACUUUUUAAUGAGUGUUUUAUCACAGACCCGCCACAAGUUCAUUUGGAAAUGCCACAUGGACACACAUCACCAGCGAACGAGGGGAGUCAAUCGACGACAGACAUGUUCCUUGAUAUGUUCACUAAAAAAGGGAAGUUCCUCAGCAGGCUAACGUCGUUUGAUUCUGAGAGUGGGCGGGGAGGUGGAACAGGAAGCAGCGAAGCUUUAUCCACAGACGGAGGUAGCAUUAUCACUAAUCCUGCUUUUCGGCAAGCGCACCAAGCUUCUUUCCGAAGCACUGUCUCUGAUAGCGAGGUCGAACAAGGAAAUUUUCCACGUCAACCUAAGCAGCGUACAGGAAGUGUUUGGUCCAGCAAAUCAUCCUUGAGUACUGGUUUCCGGUAUCACGGGGGAAGUCUAGUACCCACCACAACUGCACCCAGUCCAGAAGCAGCGCGCACCUAUUUAUUUGAAGGCUUGUUAGGGAAAGAACGAUCCACGCUUUGGGACCAGAUGCAAUUUUGGGAAGACGCGUUUCUGGACGCGGUCUCCCAAGAAAGAGACAUGAUCGGCAUGGAUCAGGGUCCUGGAGAAAUGAUGGAGAGGUACAAGAACCUGAGCGAGACUGAAAAGAAACGCUUAGAGCACGACGAGGAUAGAUUACUGUGCACUCUGCUGCACAAUUUAACAGCAAUCCUGGUGAUGUUGAACGUCGACAAGAACCAGGUAAAGCGCAAAGUGAGAAGACUGCUUGGGAAGAGCCACAUCGGGUUGAUCUACAGCCAGGAACUCAAUCAACUUCUCGACCAAAUACAUAAUCUUUACGGGAACGAUAUAGAUUUGAAGCCUCUUACGUCCCGACAAAUGCAUCGCCAGUCGUUCACCGUGCACGCCGGUGUCGAUGCAGAAGGUGAUCUCCGUUUCCUCGAGGUCCGCCAUGAUGGUCUCGUGUUGAGGUCAGUAAAUGGUGUGAUCGUGGAACGAUGGUGGUACGAACGCUUGGUGAACAUGACGUACAGUCCAAAGAACAAAGUCUUGUGCCUUUGGCGACGGAACGGCGGGCAAACGCAGCUACAUAAGUAUUACACUAAAAAGUGCAAGGACCUAUAUUAUUGUAUAAAAGAUGCAAUGGAAAAGGCUGCAGCCCGUGGUCGUGGUGCAAAUGUGGGAGUCGAGCUUGGCGGUGAAUUUCCAGUUCAAGACAUGCGCACCGGUGAGGGUGGACUUCUGCAGGUUUGCAUGGAGGGCGUGGGUCUCCUCUUCGCGAAUAGCAAGUUUUUUGUAAGACUCGAUCAUAUCCGCAAGUGCUUUACUCAGAAGGAUGGGAUCUUUGUAUUGGAAGAAUUCAAUCCUAAAACUAGACAAGUAAUUCAACGUAAAUAUAAGUCUCAAAUGGCAGAUCAAAUCUGCUACUCCGUACUCUGUGUGUUCUCUUACUUGGCUGCUGGCUUGGAGCAACGUAAGCCACAACCAACUCAGCAACCACAACAGCAACAGCAGCAGCAACAGCAACAACAACAACAAUCGCAAUCGCACCAUCAGUAUCAACCCCAACAGCAACCACAACUACAACGUCAACAAUCACAACAGAAACAGCAGCAACGUGCACAACCACAACAGCAACGUCAACAACAACAGCAGCAGCAACAACAACAACAGCAACAACAACAACGUCAACAACAUCAAACUCAGGCUCAACAACAUUCAGGUAGCAAUGUAACACAAAGUACACAGGGUCAAAAAAGCACCCAUUUCGAUUCCUAUCCAAAGCAUCACUGACACAGAGGUAGACACUCGCUCCCAUUUGUGCAUAAUUACAAUAAAUGUGCCCCCUAUGCUUGCCUACCUUGGGUGUAAAAGCAUUCCUAAACUCUCUAUCAAAAUGUUGGCAAACAUAAUAUGAUCUGUUGCAAAUUUUUUUGUAAUUAUAUAGAACAGGGUAAAUCUCGCUGAUUUCAAUGACCCUAUAAAGGUCAAUGGCUUGAAUAAUUGUACACGUACAAUAGUGAAAAUUACUCAGGAAACCCUGUUCUGUAUAAUAUUCGUUUUUUCUCAAAAAGAGUAGUUGCAUGCGCCAACACAAUACGAAUCUCAUUUUCUCGUAUCAUUUCCAAAGAGUCAGCUUUCGCUCUACUCUAAAUGUGAAACCUAUUCAUUAAUCUAUUCGAGAAUGAAAGAAAGAAAAGAGAGGUUGAAAUUGACGCGUUAAAUCGGGCAAAAUUUGGUCUUAAACAAUUUUGAAUUAAGAAACGGUGAAAAUUCAUGGUAAAUUGAAAUCGGUAACGAAAGAGACACAAUAGUGGUAAUUAUUUGCAAAGCGGGAGCCGUCACGUGUACAAAAUAAACCAAAGAAGAGAAGAAAGAGAGGGAAUUAAAUUUCAAACGUUCGAUACGAACAGUACGAUGAUGAUAAUAAUGGCAAUGUAAUAAUGUAAUUCGUUAGAAAUUAUUAUUGUACAUUUAGGAUUCGAAUGAUGGUCCGAAUAAAAGCGUAUUAGACGUGUUUUAAAAAUCUUCUAUCUGGAUCGUCGCGUAAGUUUCUCUAGAGGUUUCAUUCUUUGAUAUGUCCGUUGUGUACACGUGUAGUAACAUGAAGUAAUAACUCAAAUUCAUAGUAAUUAUGUAAAAUAUAGUUCAAUCCAUUGAUUGUAACUUCCUUGAUUGUGAAGAUUACAUCCUAAAUAAUUUCAUGUAUGUACUACUCAGGUGUAAUAUAAAAGAUUAUCUCUUGAGACAUUUUAGGAUCUUCCUAGAUUCUCAGGUUCCUAACAUAGGAAGUCUAUAUUGCACCUGAGUGAUAAAUCGAGAGGUCCAUUUCUUCAGUAAUAUAUACAUGAAAUUACUUAGAGAUUGUCUUUCAAUAUCGAAGAAUCAAUACAAAGCUUAUUUUAUACAAUUACCAUGAAUUUUUCAUUAUUCGUGAGAAUUUUAUCGUCGUGUUAGCCCGUUGCUUUCCUCGGUGGUCUCUCGAAUGAUAUUCGAACGGAAUUGGUGAUCGCGUAGAUCCGGGUCUAUUUCGUCUGAAGGUGUUUUCUAUGAAAUAGCACGUAAAGCAAUUCUGAGAUACAAUAAAAAGAAUUAAAUAUAGCUAUUCAUAAUCGGAGGAACAAUUUUGUAUAAAUACAUCGAAACAGACUGUAACUGUGAUCAUCUAAUUUGAUGGAGAAUAGAAAGCUAUUUAAUUUCGUAUGGCCGUAUGGAGUGUAGCUGAAGAUAUAUCGAGUAGAAUCAAUAAUAAAUACGACCCCUCAUUCUUUACAUUCAUUUUGAAUCGUUAAGUAUUGUUGUUGCGAAAGCUGUUAGUUUAAUAUUUCAUUCAAUCUGUCAUAAUUUACCCUAAAAUCUGAAAGAUUUUACAGGGGGAAAUAGCGUUUCAUCAAGUUUAAUUAUCGUUUCAAAUCGUCAGCAGAAACUAAGAGGAUUAACGAAACCUUCUUUCACUCACAGAUAAACGCCGGUAAACACACACAGCUGUUUGUUCGAUCUGCCUUCAAAACGAAACGAAUAAUCUCAAACUUAUGUCCAGUAUUGUACGUCACUCUUCGCGUGUGAUAUCAAACUUUGUUUCAAGUAUUAUAUUCUGACUUUAAUUUCUGCUUUGUAUCGAUGAUAUUUUCAUACCUUCAGUUCGUUUUCGAUUUCAGUUUUUGUGGAAAAUUACGAGGCUUUAAGUUAAAUUAUAUGUAGUCCUUUCAAGUAUCAGGUACUUUCAUUUGAAUCAAUCAGGCCAAACUUCUACGUGUUCCACUGCAAAUGAAAAAAACUAAAUUAAAAUAAAGCACCACAUAUCUCACACCUAAGAGAAAAUUUCUAUUUCUUCAUAAGUGAAUGGUAUUUAAAUAAAAGAUAGAAAUUAUCUUUCAAAAGCAUAGAUACUCCCCAAGAUUCAAAUCUAAUGCGUUGACUGUUACAUGAACCAUAUAUAAAUAUGCUGAAAUUUCCAUAAGAAUCCAUUAUCCAUAUUACUAGAAAUUCUGCUACCUAACUAAGAACUGUUUUAGGUAUUUAAAAUUAUAAAUAAUAGAAAUAAUUAAAUAUUGUGAAAGUAAUGUAACAAUCAACGUGUUAGUAUCAUCUCAAACUAAAAAAAAAGAAAUAUAUUAUUAAAUAUUAUUUAAACGCUGUAACGUGUUGUGAAAGUUACAUCACUGAUAAACGAUAUCUGAAUUUUAAAAACAUUUAAUAAAUCUUACAAUUUCUGACACCGUUACAGACGGUGAUUAAUGCAUUGAUUAAUAUAAUUAAUAUUUUGUUGCUUGAUUUGUUUUCUCAUUUUUUAAACUAAUUAUAUAUUUUUCUGCAUUUUAAUAAUUUAUCAUUUUAAGUCUCGAAUGACGGCUCAUUUCAACUCUUUAAAAUUCUAAUGAUAAGCUUUCAGAAAAUUUUAAACGAAUCUUUUUGAGUAGUAUCUACGCUUCUGACCCAUGCGACACGUUUAUCUUGUAAACCCGUGUUUUGACAUCAUUCACGUGAUUUCGUUUUGUUUUAUUAAAUUAACAUAUGUUUACUAAAACGGUAGAAAUGAAAUUAUAAACUAAUAAUUUAACCACGAAUGCUUAAGCAAAUUAUUGUAUUUUUUGUAUUUUAUUUCAGUUCUAUCAUUUCUUACAAGAUUUUAGGACAAAUAUGGUUUUAAUUAACAGAGUAGGAUUAGAGUCAGAACCCUUACUUAAUUAUACUAACUUUCUCUUUUCAAAAGAUUUCAAGUAUUAUGAAUGCAUAAACAUUCGUGGUCUGUUAAUAACAAUUUCACUGUUUGACGAUAAAAGAUGAUCCUUAUCGUUUGUACAUGUUGCAAUUUAAACAAAGAAAAAGGAUGAAAAAGAAAUAAUAUAUUUUCUUCGCAGCAUAUAAUGAUUUCUAAGGCAUAGUACUUGUAAAUAAUCGUCGAUUACAGUGUAAAAGGAAAACGACAUCGACCACAAUCUCGUUUUAUUUGUAAUAAAACUAGCGAUUUAAACUUCGCUUCAGCGGUCGGGAAGUAACGACCAUACAACUUCCGGUACUAUCUCUUACUCUCCGCCUAGAACCCAUUGUUAGCAGUUCCUGUUUAGUGCCAUGCUUGGACAAUGUUUAGCGAAUCAUUGUCAUUCCAUCAAGAUACACGACGAAUUUAAAUGAUAAGCAAAACUGUUUUAGAGUUCUAAUGGAGCUGAUUCGAUACGAGUUUCAAAAGUGUAUAGUACUCAGCAAUGUAGGCGCCUUAUAUCCAAUAAAUACUUGUAGAUUUGAAA